AUGCCUCAGCCACCAAACAAGCCUCUCCCUCCCUCGGCCCAGCCCAGGCUCGGCAAGGUCUUCGACCCUUGGAACUCGAGCAGCACCGGCCACCAGCGCCCCGACACAAGGCCUGGCCUCGGCUGGCGCGACAGCCGCAACCGCAAGCUGAUGGGCCAGUUUCGCGCCGGGCACACGGGCGGCGCCCCGCGAGAGCGACACGCACGGCGCCGGCAGCGAGGACUUUGA
Molecule: messenger RNA, 228 nt
Organism: Verticillium alfalfae VaMs.102
Lineage: Eukaryota; Fungi; Ascomycota; Sordariomycetes; Glomerellales; Plectosphaerellaceae
Exons: 1
Coding region: 1-228 (75 amino acids)
Source: RefSeq, a predicted model, not a curated record